Exophiala dermatitidis NIH/UT8656 is the source of this 1224-nucleotide messenger RNA. RefSeq lists its product as uncharacterized. The transcript has a single exon. The record is from RefSeq and is a predicted model, not a curated record. Bases 835 to 1206 code for a protein of 123 amino acids. Lineage: Eukaryota; Fungi; Ascomycota; Eurotiomycetes; Chaetothyriales; Herpotrichiellaceae.
CCUUGGUGAUGCCAUCCUCCGGUGCCAGGAGGACUUGGGAGGCGAAUUUCCGAGCCUCUUCGUAGGAAGUGAAAGUGCCUUCGACGUUGUGCUCUCUCUCCUCGCCGGUGUCGUCCUCGGCGUACAAGAUAUUAGUCUGGACGACGUGGUACAAGUCCUGGUGGACCUUGUGGUCAUCGCCGCCUUUUAGACCCAGAGUGUUCGGGGUGGUGGCGACGCUGACGCGGAAAGUGGUGCCGUCGGGGGCUUUGGCCAGCACGCAGAGACCAGUUCGUCUCUUGACUUUGUGCGCAAUGAAGUCUUGCUCGUUGGUCUCGUAGUCGUCGAACCAUUCUCGCUCGUAGCCGGCUUCGAAGAGGGUUCUGUGCGCCGCCGCCUUGGCUGCAGGUAGCGUCGUGUACGAGCCGCACACGCGCACCUUUUCUAUCUGUGCAUUGACGUCUUUGGGGAGGUGUGAGGUCGUGAAGACCACAUGGUAGAGGUUCUCGCCUUCGGGCGCGCCGUUGCCGCUAAGUGCCAUUUGUGUUUUGUGUUUUGUGUUUGUGACUUGACUGAGAAAGGAUCACUCAGAUGAUUGAGUGUUGUUGAUUUGAUUUGGUUUGUUGUUUGGCUUUGUUUGAUCGACUUGUGUGAAUGUGCCUGGACUAUAAAGUGAGAACAGGGCACGGCCUGCUUCUUAUGAGGUUGUACAGUAGCUUGUUGGGACAGGAGCCGAGAUCUCCACACAAGGCAGCAUUACGACAUCAACAGCUUCUGGGUCUCACUGGAUCUUCCAUCGUGUUUGCACAGACUCGCCCGGACACAGGCUACACUUACUAGUACCUAGCUUGUGGCAUGAUGGGGUGGGGGCUUCAACCCGAGCAUGCCUCCGGUCCGGCCAGACCACGGAAGGAAGGGGAGGGAAGAGGACAGACACUGGUUUCGCCCGGAUUAGACGGACUGGGGAGGGCGCCAGUGGUUCAUCUCAUGCUUGCUCGCUCGGCGAGAUGGAAGUUGAGUCGAGGAAACUGCGAGCGCUGGGCAAAAUGGCUCAUCAUUGGAUGCGCGAUUUCGCGGAGGUUGAGAAGCUUCGUGAUAUUGGAUGAACUCGAGGGGUCAAAUGACACGGUUUCUAGACUUCCAGCUUCCCAUGAACGUGACCGGGCUGCUAGUCUGUCACUGGUUAUAGUUGCCUUGACGGUAUGGUAUUACAGAUUGUACAUUUGAGGACAUGAUGGCUUUUCC